AUGCUUCUUGAUUUACCUCUGCUGCUGGUCGACUGUGCGGCGGUCGCGUUGUUCGUUCUUGUAUUGAGCACUGUCAGGAAGCUGCUCGCUCAUGCUCGGCAACCACGGCUCUCGCUUCCUCCUGGACCCCGCGGAUAUCCUCUAAUAGGCAAUCUUAUGGAUGUGCCUCGAAAGUCUCCUUGGGAGAUCUAUAACCAGAUGGCUCAGAAAUAUGGGUCCUUGAUGUCUCUCCGGACUAUGGGGCAGACUAUCCUUGUUAUCAAUUCCGCCACAGUGGCGAGAGAUCUGCUGGAGAAACGGGGACUGACCUGGUCGGACCGCCCUGUAUUCCCGUUAUUCGACAUGAUGGGCCUCUACUCAUGGAACGUUGCGUUGAAACCGCACAGUGACGAACAUCGUCUCGAGCGCCGCAUUGCUGACCAUGGCCUUCGACCAAAUGCUAUCACUGCAUAUCGCGCAAUGGAGACUUUCCGUGCUCACGAGCUGCUGCGCUCGCUUUUACGCGAUCCUGCGGGAUUUUCGGACCAUAUCAAGUUGUCGAUCACCUAUGGCUACGAUCUGAAGUCAAUCGACAAUGCUUACGUCGUCAAUGCUCACGAAUUGAACCAGACGGUCCUGUCUGUCACCUUCUCAGCUGCUGGUCUCAUAAACAUAUUCCCUAUGUUCAAACAUCUGCCUUCUUGGUUCCCUGGAAUGGGCGGUAUGCGACUCGUACCGCAUAUCAAACAGCUUGCUCGAGAAAUAGUGGACGUCCCCUUCGACUUCGUGAAGGCGGCUAUCCAUGACGGAACUGCCAAAGCCUCUCUGAGCCAUGAGUACCUGACGGCUCAUGAAGGCUUUGAACUCCCGCCAAAUGAUCAACAGACGCGCAUCAAGAAUGUAGCUGCAACUCUUUACGAUGGUGCCGUUGAAACCACGUCUACGCUCCUCACCAACUUCUUCCUCGCUUUAUUGUUCUUCCCAGAGACACAACGAAAAGCACAAGCCGAGCUUGAUACCAUUGUCGGUAGAGACCGCCUUCCAAAUCUGGACGAUCGCGACACCCUUCCAUACAUAAAGGCCAUAUAUCUGGAACUUUUGCGCUGGAGGGUGAUCUCUCCUCUUGGUGUACCUCGUGCAAAUGCAGAGGACGAAGUAUACGAUGGAUAUAUCCUUCCUAAAGGCUCUGUGGUAUUCGUCAACUUAUGGGCAAUGCUGCACGAUCCUGUGAAGUAUCCCGACCCGGAUUCGUUCCGUCCAGAACGUUUCCUUACCGAAGAUGGUCACUUCAAGGACGAUCCUGAUAUUGAAGCUGCAUACGGGUUUGGUCGAAGGAUCUGUCCUGGUCGUUUCCUCGCACAGCAGAUGACUCUCGUGACAAUCAUGUCGGUUCUUGCUGUGUUCACGGUCGAUUAUGCCAAGGAUGAGUACGGGAGUGAGAUACCUGUCAUGGGGGAACAUACUGUCGACGUCCCGAUGCUGAGUGUACCCUUACCAUUUGAAUGUUCAAUUACCCCAAGAGAUGAUAAGGCUCUUGCCUUGAUUCACUCCACGGAUCUUUAG
This is a messenger RNA of Stereum hirsutum FP-91666 SS1, 1542 nucleotides long. RefSeq names its product cytochrome P450. Lineage: Eukaryota; Fungi; Basidiomycota; Agaricomycetes; Russulales; Stereaceae. The record is from RefSeq and is a predicted model, not a curated record. The transcript is spliced from 13 exons. Gene Ontology annotation, molecular function: heme binding; oxidoreductase activity, acting on paired donors, with incorporation or reduction of molecular oxygen; monooxygenase activity. Bases 1 to 1542 code for a protein of 513 amino acids.